GUCAAUUUGUAAACAGGCGUCGCGUUUUUCUACCGGUUUUUUGUUUAUAAAAUUAUAAAAAUUAGUUUUGAUCCAAUUAUUGAAGUUUAUUUUAAGUUAAACUCAUCUUCAGUAUUUACCCGUUCUUCGAUUUGCAGUAGUAUUAGGUUUUUCAUAAAACUUCUUGAACUUAACCUAUACGUUUACGCCAUGGCAGAUGAGGAUUUUAGUAAGUUAUUACAACAAGCAGAGCAGCUGACGACUGAAAUCGAAGGAAAUGAGGAACUACCUAGAGUCGAGAGAUCGUUGGGGCAAGUGUUGGAAGCAUCCCAAGAACUUUACUCAAGAGUGAUACAAUCUGGCGCCAACGACAUUCAAGCACAUCUUCUAUUUGGAUCUAAAGGCAUAGAUUUACAGCAAAUUUCACAGAAACUAGAAACACUAAGUUCAAAACGUACAUUCGAACCUCUACAACCUAUAGCAGAUUCAGAUAUUGAAAGCUUUUUGAGGAAUGAAAGAGAAAAUGCAAUUUUGUCCCUUAUUGAUGAAGUUAACAAAAAUUCUCUGCAAACUACUGAAGACCAAAAAUGGGAGCACAUGCUUUCCGAAUGGAAUAGAGAGAAGAUAAAACUAAUGAAUGCCAUGAUAGGUCCAUCCCAGAAUUGGUUGGACCUAAAACGGGCGCCUGAACCCCCAAGCAUUGCUGAUGCACCAAAGAAAUUUGGUCACUCUAUGUUAGAUAAUAUUGAAGCAGCAUAUGCAAGGCAAGUGAGACAGUACAAUAAGCUGGUGUUUCAAGGGUCUAAGUCAAGGACAGCAUUGCAUCAGAAGUUUUCACAAGUGGCCGAGGAAUUCAAUGAUCCAAAAGUAAAGGAAAUGUGGGAGAUUAUAAAGACAAUGGCAAAUAUACCAGCUUUGGUCAGAGAUGAAGAUCCACUAAAAGCUAGAGGCAAUCAAACCAUACAGCAGUGUCUCAUUGCACAGGGGAAGAAGUAUUUGGAAAAGAGAUACAAACAAUACAUGAGCGACGUUGUACGCUCGAACCCUUCAGCGGCAAUGCGCGGCGGCGAGCCCGGUACCUACCCUUUGGUGCGGGGCUUCGUAGGCCUGCGGUUACAAGGUCAGAGCAUGCAGGGGCUGACCGACGGCGUCAUAGAUGACCGUCCGCUCUGGCCGAUGGUGUACUACUGUCUGAGAAGCGGCGACGCAAACGCUGCCUUACAUUGUUUGCGGAAAGCUGGACGCGAUCACGAGGAAUUCAUAUCAGCUUUAGAGGAACACAUUAGAACCCCCGAGAAGCCUCUGAGCGACAAGUUGCAGACCGCUAUCAACUUCCAGUACCGCAUACAAGUUCGAAACUCCACGGAUCCGUACAAAAGAGCUGUAUACUGCGUAAUCGGUUGUUGCGACGUGAGCGACGAGCAUUCGGAGGUGGCGCGCACCGCCGACGACUACCUGUGGCUCAAACUCUCCAUCAUCAAGACUCGCCCGCCCAACGACACGGAGUCUUUCUCGUAUUCCGAUCUGCAGAAAUUGAUCUUAGAGGAAUAUGGUGAGACUCACUAUCACGCGUAUGAGAAACCCCUCGUUUACUUUCAAGUGCUGACCCUGACUGGGCAAUUUGAACCCGCCAUCGAAUUCUUAUCAAGAAUACCCAGGUAUCAAGUGCACGGCGUCCACAUGGCCCUCGCGCUUCACGACGUCUACAUGCUGGGCACUCCGCGGAAUGUCCAAGCUCCUCUAUUGUCGGUGGACACCGACGACCCGUCUCCUCUGCGGCGCCUCAAUUUGGCGCGCCUGCUGCUGUUGUACGUGAGGAAGUUCGAGCUCACCGACCCUUCUGACGCGUUACAUUAUUACUUCUUUUUGAGAAACCUCAAAGACCCCAGCGGCAAGAAUUUAUUCAUGUGCUGUUGCACCGACCUUGCGCUUGAGAGUCGCGACUACGACUUGUUGUUCGGCCGGAUGGAGCCCGUCACCGCACUGCGCAGUCCAGGGUUGUUAGACGAGUUCAACAACACUCAGAUUGACAGCAAGGUGAUUGCUCUCAAUGUAGCGGAACAAUUAGUAAACAAGGGCCUAUUUGAAGAUGCCAUAACGAUGUACGACAUUGCUGGGAAACUAGAGAAAGUUCUAGAACUAUUCUGCGUGCUGCUAGCCCAAGUGGUGAAUAGCGGCGGCGGCGUCGGCGGGCUUCGGGAGCGGCUCUCGGCGCUGGCCGACCACGUGUCCCGACGGCUGCGCUCGGCGGAUGUCUCUCUGCCUGCGGAUUUGGUCGACGCUUACACGAAACUCUGCAAACUGAUGACCUUCUUCGAUCAGUUCCAUAGCGAGAACUAUGACGCGGCGCUUGAGACGCUUCGCGAAUGUUCGCUCGUGCCACUUAGCGCCAGCGAGUUAGAGGCGCGAGUAUCGGGAGCGCGCGCGGCCCGCGGCGAACUCCUGCGCAGCCUGCCCGCCGUGCUGCGCGCUCUAUGCACUAUACUCCUUGCGCAAAGGCAAAAGCUACGCGCCGCAGAUCAUACGCAGAUGGCGCACGCUAACAAUAAGCAAGUGGAAUGGCUGCGGGAACAAGCGGAGGUCCUCAACACGUUUGCCGGUAACAUCGCGUACAGAAUGCCCGGCGACACCUACAGCCAACUCGCGCAAAUGCAGAUACUGAUGCACUAAAUCCUAGACUAAAAUACCAAUAAAUUAUGAGUUAAGAAUAAAAUAUUGUUAUGAAAUGA
Molecule: messenger RNA, 2708 nt
Organism: Amyelois transitella
Lineage: Eukaryota; Metazoa; Arthropoda; Insecta; Lepidoptera; Pyralidae
Product: nuclear pore complex protein Nup93
Exons: 15
Coding region: 190-2649 (819 amino acids)
Biological process (GO): protein import into nucleus; poly(A)+ mRNA export from nucleus
Cellular component (GO): nuclear pore
Molecular function (GO): structural constituent of nuclear pore
Source: RefSeq, a predicted model, not a curated record